ACUAAAACCUGACCUUUUUUCAGAAGUUUGUGGGUGCAUCUAAAAAUUUUACUCUCAUAAUCAACAAACAACUAUUUUUUUCUUUAUCAACUCAUCAAAAUGAGACUAAUAAUUAGUGUAAAAGAUGAGGUACGAGUGUGACCCGCAAAAAUGAAACCAUUCUAGUUUGGUAGCUUCAAGGGAAGCAAAAAUGUUGGUGUGCUUGGUUUGUACAAUAUAAUUGUCCCUAUUUCAUGAGUCUCCAUCUGAUGUUUCGAUAUUCACUUUCUCUGAACUUUAGUCUUAUCCGUCAUCAAGUUAGUUUUCACUUAGUAUAUUUAAUAUUUCAUUGAUCAGCUCCAAAAUCCUCUAUACAAUUACACUAGCACGUUGCAUUGCCUCAUCUUGUGUUUUGGAUAGCCAUGGAACACAAAGUAGCCACAACAACUGAAGGACAACCCAUAAGAUGUAAAGCGGCGGUUUGUCGCAAAGCCGGUGAGCCACUGAGUAUUGAGGAGAUCAUUGUGGCACCACCAAUGCCUGGUGAAGCUCGCAUUCGUAUUACAUGCUCCACUCUCUGUCAAACCGAUAUCAGUUUUUGGAACAUGCAGGACCAUCCUGCCAUUUAUCCAAGAAUUCUGGGUCAUGAGGCAAUAGGGGUUGGGGAAAAACAAUAGUUUUGGGAGUGGACAAGCCAGGAUCCAAGUUAAACCUUAGCUGUAGUGAGGUCCACGUUUGUGGGAAGAGCCUCAGGGGAUACUUAUUUGGAGGACUCAAACCCAAGUCUCAUGUACCCAUUCUCCUUAAACGCUACAUGGACAAGGUACUAUGUGCAAUUUCUUUUAUUUAAUCUUUUUUAGUCUAUGCUCUUUGUCCCCUCUAUUAAUAUAUGUAAAACUAGUAAUUAGUAAUGAUUAUGUAAAAAUAAUAAUGACAUAAUAUAAUAGCAAUACCAAGUAAGUUCGGGGAUGCUUCUUUUUAGUAAAUUUCAUCUGCAAUUAUUAUCAACAGCAACUGAAUUUGGACGAGUUUGUCACACAUGAGAUGAAGUUCAAGGAUAUCAAUAAAACAUUUGAUUUUUUGAUUGAUGGACUGUGUCUUCGAUGUGUGAUUUGGAUAGACAAAUCAGCUCAUUCUUGUAUAAGUUAUUGUUGCUUUACUUAAGUCAUUGAAUUAUGACAUCAAUAAGUGAAAUAUUGGAUGCCCUUUUUUUGUAUUUGGUGAAAACAUAUUCAAUGUAAAAGCAGUUGAUGCCCAGCAAAGUAAUUAU
Glycine soja is the source of this 1249-nucleotide messenger RNA. RefSeq names its product alcohol dehydrogenase-like 7. Bases 402 to 656 code for a protein of 84 amino acids. Gene Ontology annotation, biological process: formaldehyde catabolic process. The transcript is spliced from 4 exons. Gene Ontology annotation, cellular component: cytosol. Gene Ontology annotation, molecular function: zinc ion binding; S-(hydroxymethyl)glutathione dehydrogenase [NAD(P)+] activity. The record is from RefSeq and is a predicted model, not a curated record. NCBI's taxonomy places the organism in Eukaryota, Viridiplantae, Streptophyta, Magnoliopsida, Fabales, Fabaceae.